AUGGCGCCUUCACUCAACACACAUUCUUCCUUUACGCGCCCGCGCACUAGCGAACGUGAUGCUCGACCCAGCACACGCGAUCAGGGCGACACCAACUUGAUAAUACCCAGUAGGACGUCCUCUCUUCACUCUCGUAUCACGCAACCGAUUCCUUCUACUCUCAAUGGAAAGCCCCAGCAACGAACCCCGAAGACUUUGACCCAUGCCUACAUGGUCUGCGGUGUUGGGAGAGAGCCUUCCCAAUGGGUGAAGGCUCCCGCACCAGCUCAGGGCAAAAUUGGCCACAUGAAGGGAGCAGUUGGACAGUUCUGGUUACCAGAAAUCUUAGGAAGCAGCCCUCGUCUUGAACAAGACAAUGAAGUUGCGCGAGCUUUACAUGCCGCCAUGAGAGCUUGUUUUCCUCACGAUGUCGAGAUCUGUACUGGCCGCAGCCAACCACACUGCGUUCAUCAUGCAUUUGUCCUUCAACAAGAUUCAUCUCACACCCUCUACGGUAUCUGCUUACGAGUCUGGUCGAGGGCUGAUGAGAAGCGGGCGGACACUAUUAGGGACUUGAGGAAGCGUACCGAGACGGAUUAUUACGACAGCCCCGAUGAGACUUACUGGAUUCCUUACUGCUUGUCAUUCCUUUCACGAUACCCCCUAUAUAACCUUCUAGGUGAUUACUUGCGAGGAAUGUGGAUUCACUGGAAUAAGGCUACAAACCUCUUCCAUGCUGAGGAGGUCUCGCGCAUUCUAAGUUUCCCUGCGCCGAGGCUGAACGAUUUGGUCCGGAUAGAUAUGAAGGACUACGCCCUCUGCUACCAGUUCCCUUCCUCACCGACAGGAUUCCAGAACUUCGCCAUGUGGCCGCUGUGGACUUGCCUUUCGAUUCCAAACAUCGUGGGUGUCAUCGAGGCCGCAAUAUCACCUACUAGGCGUAUAAUAUUUGUGAGCCACUACCCCGCGAUGUUGACUAUGGCCGCCGAGACCGUUCGCUUCUGUGUUAGAGUCUACGAAUGGAGUGGUCUGUACGUGCCAGUUGUGCACGCUCGUCACGCCAAGGAGCUGGUGGAGGAGCCAGGUCCGUACAUACUCGGUAUCACGGCGGAGUGUCGAUCUUUGUUCACUGCUCCGAAUGACGCUUUGGUCGUGGAUUUGGAUCGCAAUUUCGUACUUACCUCCAACCCGCCAACCACUUUGAACGCAAGCCAGCGCAACAAGUUCGUUACUCGACUAACUCAGGCAUUAAAUGGUGAUGUCACGCCAUCUGGUGUUCCACAGCAUCUGCGCUCUGCCUAUGGCGGUGGUAAGCUAGUGCCUGCGGGUCAAAUUAUCGUCAUGCGUGGGGAAGUAGAGUCUAUUCAGGACCCUGAAUGGUGGAACCAGGACGCUGUCAUGGCAGUGAUGGACCAUGUCUGUGAGAAGCUGGGUCGUAACACCGGUCUCAAGGCCGUUUUUGGAGGUUCCGUUAAAAAGCCACUGAUGACGAAGGUUUCGAUGAGACAUCUUAACGAGAUUGUCCGAGAGCGCAAUCAAUAUUCCCGUGAUGCUCUAGAGGCGUGGCAAGAUUUCAUUAACCUCAAAGGUCGCAUGGACACCGAGCUUAACAAAGUUACGAAGCGAAACAACUACCUCGUGGAAGAGCUGGAGAGCUGGAAACAGCAGUUCCUCAAAUUCCAAGCGUUCGCUGAGCAACUCACGAAGGAGACCCAGGAUCUCAAGGUUAAGAUCGAGACCCACAAGAGGGAAAAUCGACGACUCGCCGGUCUCAUUGAUCAACAGAAGGAUGAUAACGCUCGUCUGUCUGUGCGUCUUACUGGUACCGAGAAGCAGAGAGACGAUGCUCUUGAAGCUCUUGUCCUGCAACAGGAGAUUGCCGAAGAGCUUGAGCGGGAACGUAAGAGAAACAAGAAGGAACUUGCGGCGCUCCAGCACACCAACGUUACCAUUGUCCGACAACGUGAUGAGGCCCGCCGCGUUGUCCUUCAUCUGCGUAGCUUGAUUGGUGGUCAGUCGCACCAUAUGGAACAUCUGGUCCAGUCCCUGACUACGCGGGACGACUUGGCCAGUGAGAUAGAGGAAGGCUUCGAUGAAGAAGAUGAAGCGGAGACAAACGAUGACCGCCUAUUGAAACAUGCUAGCCGAGCAAGCAAGCGUGUUUCUACUGCCAGCUUCAGCGAUGUGGCCGACCGCCAUCUUAAGGAUAAGACCGACGCUAUCUCCCAUAUCAUUAGGAACAUUGCCGAGCAAUGCCAAGCUGCUGUUGAAGGCCUGCAGCUCGCUCAAGACGCCGAGAUUGAGUCAUCCAGAUCGCCCCGUCGGGCAAGCAACCUCUCUACGGUCUCCAGCAACGACGGCCACUCGGCCGCCACUUCCGAGGUUGGCGAUGACAGUCUUUUGCACCCCUCCGGACGUGCUUCCUCUAUCCCUCCCACUCCGGAUCUAAUUCCCAACCGAAGCAGCACGUCGAUGUCAAUGGCGUCGACCAUGACUACCCCUGAGCGGGCAAGCCAGCAAUACAGCAUCCACAACGACAUUCCUACUAAGAUUGUCGAAGACGACGAGGAUGACCUAGCCGAGCGUAGCGAGAACGAGGCUAUAUCCCAAGAGCAGGCUAUCGUUGGUAAACAUGCCGAGAGCCUGAUCCACCGCCCAUCCGGUGCUAGAAUCAGCGCUCUGGGUGGCACUCGCUAA
This is a messenger RNA of Annulohypoxylon truncatum, 2676 nucleotides long. Its product is annotated as AEX-3 domain-containing protein. The coding region runs from base 1 to 2676 and encodes 891 amino acids. Gene Ontology annotation, cellular component: cytoplasmic vesicle. The transcript is spliced from 5 exons. The record is from RefSeq and is a predicted model, not a curated record. Lineage: Eukaryota; Fungi; Ascomycota; Sordariomycetes; Xylariales; Hypoxylaceae. Gene Ontology annotation, biological process: regulation of Rab protein signal transduction.